Molecule: messenger RNA, 693 nt
Organism: Aspergillus niger
Lineage: Eukaryota; Fungi; Ascomycota; Eurotiomycetes; Eurotiales; Aspergillaceae
Exons: 5
Coding region: 1-693 (230 amino acids)
Source: RefSeq, a predicted model, not a curated record
AUGGGAACUCUCCUCUUAGUUGCGGGAGCUAUUCGGACUAGUUUGGAGAAAGUUUGGGCGGUUCGGAUUUUGACGGUGAAAAAGGCCGAUAAUGGGAUGGACCAGGGGAAUUCAAGGCUUUCAAAAAGAGGGGAAGAGGGAAAAAUUAGAAGAAUAAGCACUACCUCUUGGUUGAAGAUGUUCCCUCCUCGCCUUGGGGUAAAAGGGUCGCUUGGCGCUGCGUACUACUUGAACCGUACGUGGUCAGCAGUGGCUGCCAGCAAUUGGACAGGAAUUGAAGCCAUCCCAACAGGAUCAGCCACUAAAGACGACCAUUUUCUCCGUGGCUCAAACAUAGGUCCAGCUGCUCCUCAUUCCGUGGGUUACAGUUCUGCCACAUUUUUAGGAGGCGGCCGAAGAAUGCGAUUUAGCGCAUCGGAUAGCUCUGCUGGAGUCGAGAAGAAGGAAUCUGCUUCUCUUUCCCUUUUGUCGGCCGGAUCAGAGCCACGUUUGACAGUUCCCCGGCCAUCGCAGGGAAUUAUUGGUCCUAAUGGCGCCUGGUGUCCACCCUUCCACCCAUGUCCGGGUAUCGAUAUUGCAGCUUAUCAACCGGUCGCUUCCAUCGAGCCCUGGCUCAUAAUACGUAUACGAUAUUGUCUGGCAAAUCACGCCAAUGGGGACUUUGUGGUGCGUACCUAUGUCGGUCAUCCAUGA